Molecule: messenger RNA, 1952 nt
Organism: Asparagus officinalis (garden asparagus)
Lineage: Eukaryota; Viridiplantae; Streptophyta; Magnoliopsida; Asparagales; Asparagaceae
Product: galactan beta-1,4-galactosyltransferase GALS1-like
Source: RefSeq, a predicted model, not a curated record
CCCAUCCUACCUCCACAAAAGAAACUGGGAGUCUGUCCGAGUUCAGAAAAAGAGAAAGAAAAAAAAAAGAGAGAAAAGAAAAUGGUGCCUCGAUAACAAAUCCCUCAUCAUCUUCCUCCUCGAAUCGUAGAGAGAGAGAGAGAACACAGCCAAAUCAAGAGAGAGAGAGAGAGUGAAGGAGAGAGAGAAAGCUUCACAAUGAGGAAAGAUGGAGGAGCAGCGGCAGCUCCGAGCCCUCCUCCUUCCUCCCUCUUCCCAUUUCCAAGCUGGCUCGAUCUCAGACCCUUCAUCGCAACCCUAAUUCUCCUAUAACCCUGCAUCAUGGCCAUCUACCAAUUCCAACCCUACCCCUCUCUCCUCAAUCCCUCCUCCUCCUCCUCCUCCCCCCCAACUCCACCACCGCCGCCGCCGUCAAACACCAAUCUCCUCUCCACCUCACCGCCGCCGCCACCGCGCGCAAUCCCAAAGCAGAAGCUUUCCUCCUCGCUGAAGACCGCCUCCUCAAACCCUAACCCUAACCCCAACCCCAACAAGAGGACCUUCACCCCCUACGGCUCCGCCGCCGCCCUCUUCGUCCAAAUGGGCGCGUACCGCGCGGCGCCGCACCCCUCCGUCGUCGGCCUCGCCUCGAAGCCCACCCACGUCUUCUCCAAGCCCUGGUUCAAAUGCCCGAGUGGGUCCCAGACUCACCCCUCCUCCCGCCAACCCUGCCGCCAAGGCCUACCAAGAGCCUCACCCGACUGGGGCUACGGCCGCGUCUACACCGUCGUCGUCGUCAACUGCACCUUCCCCUCGAACCCUAACCCCAACAAUUCCGGCGGCAAGCUCAUCCUCUACGCCUACUACUCCCCGAACCCCAGAAAGUUCGAAAAGUUCGUAGCUUUAGAGGAAGCCCCUGGUUCUUACGACGAGUCGAAGUUCAGACCCCCGUUCAAGUACGAUUACCUCUACUGCGGAUCUUCUCUCUAUGGAAAUCUGAGCGCUAGCAGAAUUAGGGAGUGGAUUGCUUACCAUGCUUAUUUCUUCGGGCGAAACUCGCAUUUUGUGUUUCAUGACGCUGGCGGUUUCGCCGUUUCGCCGGAGGUGAGGGCCGUGCUCGAGCCGUGGGUGAAGGCGGGGAGGGCGACGGUGCAGGACAUCAGGGACCAACAGUAUUAUGAUGGGUAUUACUAUAAUCAGUUCUUGGUAGUCAACGAUUGCUUGCAUAGGUACCGGCAUUCUGCGAAUUGGACUUUCUAUUUUGAUGUUGAUGAGUAUAUCUAUUUGCCUGAUGGGAGGAGCUUGGAGUCUGUUUUGGGGGGAUUGAGUAACUAUACUCAGUUCACCAUUGACCAGAAUCCGAUGUCGAGCAAGCUUUGUGUUGAUGAUCCGAAGAGGGAUUACUCGAGAGAAUGGGGUUUCGAGAAGCUAGUCUUCAGAAACUCAAUCACCGGAAUCAGAAGAGAUCGCAAGUACGCAAUUCAGGCCAGAAAUGCCUAUGCCACCGGGGUUCACAUGUCAGAAAAUGUCAUUGGGCGGACAACCCACAAAACUGAGUCCUUGAUCAGAUACUAUCAUUACCAUGACUCGAUCAAUGUAUUGGGCGAACCUUGUCGCCAAUUCGUCCCGAUGCCAUCCAAAGGCAAUGUUACAUGGUUCGAAAAGGUCCCCUAUGUCUAUGAUGACAACAUGAAGAACAUUGCCGACAAAAUCAAGAGGUUUGAGGAGCAAACAAUUGGAUCCUUCAGAGCCUAAACUUGUUACAUUUCACCAUUCUUUCGGGCUACAGCAAAGAAUUUAGAUUUGAUCCCUCUUUUCCUUUGUAAAGGUAUGAUUUUGUUUUCAUAAUGUUGUAAAUUGGUUCGCUGUGUUCUUUCUUCUUUUGAGGCCCUCAAUGUUCUUCACUACGUCCCUCUUUUGGUAUAUCAAAAUCUAUAUUUGUAGUUAGUAUUUUAAUUGGAUUCUCUCUUUGA